This is a messenger RNA of Gadus chalcogrammus (walleye pollock), 1048 nucleotides long. Its product is annotated as stonustoxin subunit beta-like. Gene Ontology annotation, molecular function: protein binding. The record is from RefSeq and is a predicted model, not a curated record. NCBI's taxonomy places the organism in Eukaryota, Metazoa, Chordata, Actinopteri, Gadiformes, Gadidae. The coding region runs from base 203 to 1048 and encodes 281 amino acids. The transcript is spliced from 4 exons.
CUCCUCUACCCACGUGUUGCCCGUGGGCCAAACGGCCCGCUAUACCUGCCACGCAGGCGGCACGCCGGAGCCCACAGUAGAGUGGCUCCACAACGGCAGGCCCCUGGUGAGGGACGGCACAGACGACCAAUCAGAGGCCUGGGUGGAGAGGGGCUUCCUCUUCGUCAGAGGGCGGAGGUACGGCGUGAACACGGUCUGCUGCAUGGCGAGCAACAGCGCUGGCACGGCCAAUCACAGCGCUGAGCUGCUUGUCUUUGAUGUCUGUGAACUCACACUGGACCCCAACACGGCCUACAGACAACUCUCUCUGUCUGAGGACAACAGGACGGUGACGCUGGUUAGAGAGGACCAGUCGUAUCCGGAUCACCCAGAAAGAUUUGACCCCUGGCCCCAGGUGUUGGGUAGAGAGGCUCUGACUGGCCGCUGUUACUGGGAGGUAGAGUGGGAAGGAUGGGUUGUUAUAGGAGUGACAUACAGAGGAAUCGCAAGGAGAGGAGAGGCUGAUGACUGCCUGCUUGGACGGAACAACAAGUCCUGGAGCCUUUAUUGUCGUGAUGAACGUUACUCUGCCGGGUACAACGGUAGAGGGACAGUCCUCCCUCUCCGCCCCGCUGGCUCCACCAGAGUAGGAGUGUAUCUGGACCGGCCUGCUGGCUCUCUGUCCUUCUACAGAGUGUCCCCAGGUGGAGGAGGGUCCUCAGACACACUGACACACCUCCACACCUCCUGGUCCUCCUUCACCCAGGAGGACCUCCUCCCGGGGCUCUGGACUCCAGACCUGCCAUGGAGAGACGGCCAGGAGCUCCAUGAGCAGGUGGACCCCGGGGAGGUCCUCCCCAACCACGACGGGACCUUCCAGGUCAGCGUGGACCUGGACCUCACGGCCGUCCCACAGGAGGACUGGGGGAGGUACGAGUGUGUGGUCCAGCUGAAAGGCAUCGAGGACAUCCCCACCCCCUGGACCCCGCCCUCAUCAGGACCAACGGGGGUAAGACUGGUGUUGGAGGGGAUGGAUGUGGGGCCCACAUGUCUCACCAUCUCCACCUGA